AUGAAGAGAAUGAAAGAACCAGAAACUAUAAAAGAUUAUGCAGAUCAACUACUCGACUUAGCCAACAAAGUGAGAUUGUUUGGUAAGGAUUUUAUUUAUGAAAGAAUUAUUCAAAAAAUUCUUGUCACACUUCUUGAGAAAUAUGAAGCCACAAUCUCUUCUUUAGAAAAUUCUAAGGAUAUGUCAAGCAUUACCUUGGCAAAACUUAUUAAAGCUUUGCAGGAAUUAGAGCAAAGGAGAAUAAUAAGGAAAGAAGGUUCUGUUGAAGAUAUCAAGUGUAACAAAUAUGGUCAACUGGGCCAUGUGGAGAGAGUAUGCAAGUCACAAACGCAACAAGAAGAAGCCAAGGUUGCUGUAAAUCAAUAUGAAAAAGAGCAGUUGUUUGUAACAACUUCUUUUGCUAGCAAAAACACUUCUGAAAAUUGGUUAAUUGAUAGCGGAUGCACAAAUCAUAUGACCAGUGAUCAAGAGCUCUUUAAAGAACUAGAUAAAUUUGUUAUUUCCAAAGUCAAAAUUGGAAAUGGAGAAUAUCUUGACGCAAAAGGCAAAGGAACAAUUGCAAUUCAAAGCCCUGUAGGUUUGAAACUUAUAGCUGAUGUUUUCUUUGUUCUCGACCUUGAUCAAAACCUCUUAAGUAUUGGGCAGCUACUUGAAAAUGGUUUCAAAGUGUUGUUUGAAGAAAAAAACAUGUGUCAUGAAGGAUCCCGAUAA
This is a messenger RNA of Capsicum annuum, 711 nucleotides long. RefSeq lists its product as uncharacterized. The record is from RefSeq and is a predicted model, not a curated record. Lineage: Eukaryota; Viridiplantae; Streptophyta; Magnoliopsida; Solanales; Solanaceae. Bases 1 to 711 code for a protein of 236 amino acids. The transcript is spliced from 2 exons.